Molecule: messenger RNA, 885 nt
Organism: Macrobrachium nipponense
Lineage: Eukaryota; Metazoa; Arthropoda; Malacostraca; Decapoda; Palaemonidae
Exons: 1
Coding region: 1-885 (294 amino acids)
Source: RefSeq, a predicted model, not a curated record
AUGCCCCUCCCACUCCAACCCAGACUUCCCCUGAGCCCCUCCCACUCCAUUCCUCCAAAGCCCCUCCCACUCCAACAAAUUCCUCCAAAGCCUCCCCCCCCCUCCAACCAAAAUUCCUCCAAAGCCCACACCCCCACUCCAACAAAAUUCAUCCAAAGCCCCCCCCUCCCACUAACAACAAAAUUCCUCCAAAGACUCUCCCACUCCAACAAAUUCCUCCAAACCCCCUCACUCCAACAAAAUUCCGUCAAAGCCCUCCACUCCAAUUCAAAAAUUCCGUCAAAGCCCUCCCACACCACAAAAUUCCUUCCUCAAAGCCCCUCCCACUCCAACAAAAUUCCUCCAAGCCCCUCCCACUCCAACAAAAAUUCCUCCAAAGCCCCCCCUCCCACUCCCAACAAAACAAAAUUCCUCCAAACCCUCCCACUCCAACAAAAUUCCGUCAAAGCCCCUGCCCACUCCAACAAAAUUCCUCCAAAACCCCCAACCCCUCCCACUCCAACAAAAUCUCAAAGCCCCUCCCACUCCAACAAAAUUCCUCCAAAGCCCCUCCCACUCCAACAAAAUUCCUCCAAACCCCCUCCCACUCCAACAAAAUUCCGUCAAAGCCCCUCCCACUCCAACAAAAUUCCUCCAAACCCCCUCCCACUCCAACAAAAUUCCUCCAAACCCCCUCCCACUCCAACAAAAUUCCUCCAAACCCCCUCCCACACCAACAAAAUUCCUCCAAAGCCCCUCCCACACCAACAAAAUUCCUCCAAAGCCCCUUCCACACCACCAAAAUUCCUCCAAAGCCCCUCCCACUCCAACAAAAUUCCUCCAAAGCCCCUCCCACUCCAACAAAAUUCUUCCAAAGCCCCUCCCCUCAACUCCAACCCCGACUGA